UGUUCUAAUAUCUGUAUAGGUAGUGGCUAUAUUGACUUCGAUGAAUUCCUCAUCCUGUACGUGAGGAAGCUGAUAGAGGACGAGGACGAAAAGGAACUGAGGGAAGCUUUUCGUGUGCUGGACAAGCAGAAAACUGGUUCUAUUCCCGUAGAAGACCUGAGGUGGAUUCUGAAGAGCCUGGGAGACGACCUAACUAACUCCGAAGUCGAGGACAUGAUCGCAGAAACAGACACAGAUGCGAGCGGCACAGUCGACUACGAUGAGUUCUAUGCAUUGAUGACCGGCAAAUAAGCACCAAGUGAACCACCUGGAUUGCAAUCAUGACUCUUGGACCGCAGAUGACUGCUUUGCAUUCUCCUGACCCAUGGCGGGAUAGUCUCCCCCCAGCAGCUGUCUAUAUGGGAUAACACUUUCAUAGACACAUACUUACACAAUUCAUAUAUUCGUAGGAGUUAGUGGAAUUGUCUCUCUUGAAUGCGGUGAUCAAAUGCUGAGUGCGUUUGUGCACACGUUAUUCCCACUGUUUUCUUGCAUGGUGGUGAUAUCACAUGUGGACUUAGGAGUCCUUCACUGUGCACUUUAUUUCAUUGGUUUCCGUAACUAUGCACUCAUGUGUGCCUCACAUGGGGAAGGGCGUGUCUCAAAAACAAUAGAUGAAAUCCCACUAUCACUUUCUAAGAUGUAAUCGUUGCAUUUUAUUUUUUUUUUAUUUUUAUUUUAUUUUAUUUUAUUUAUUUAUUUUUUUUUUUGCAUGUGCUGCAUGUAUGUGGUCUUUUACACAGUGUCAAAUAACCGCCUUCACAUUUGUCAUUUCCAGAGUUUUAUAAACUGAUGACUGGUACAUAAACCCACAUUCAGCUUCUCAGUACAUCACCUGCUACUAGUUUAGACUGUCACUGACAACCGUUGUAUCCUCUGUGACCCGCACAUGUGCCUGUCGUCUGCUUGAAUUUGUAAAAAAAAAUCAACAAAACCAAUAGGUGGGCAUUUAUCGGAUUUGACCCCACUGACUUUUGAAACUCCUGCCGCCAUGUCCAAGAGUAUAUAAGAUGUCAGUUUUUUUUGGAGAAAAAGACUCCUGUCUGAAUUCACAUACAUAUACCAGUCUGUUUUGACGGGGAUGUAGACAGAGAUGGCUGUAAAUCCGGGAACAAUAGACUAUCCAUAUUUAACGUUUUACAGGCCUUUCGUUUGUACAGACCCGGAUAGAGGUCGAGGUGAAUAAAUGUGUGGAUUUUUACAUAUUUUCCACGA
Lingula anatina is the source of this 1254-nucleotide messenger RNA. RefSeq names its product troponin C. Gene Ontology annotation, cellular component: myosin II complex. Gene Ontology annotation, molecular function: calcium ion binding. Lineage: Eukaryota; Metazoa; Brachiopoda; Lingulata; Lingulida; Lingulidae. The record is from RefSeq and is a predicted model, not a curated record.